AACAAAUAGUCUGCUCUGCUUCAAAAAAUAAUAGUGGGGAUAUGAAGAUACAUGUAGGUGAAGUUUAAGUAAUAAUGGCGGGACUAACACUCUCCUGUUGCGGCUACUGUAAACAAUUUUCAAGUACGAGUAUAAAUGUAUAAAUACUAACAUUAAUAACUUGUUGUUUGUGUCAAUUGCUGUUGCGGCUCUAUUUUUUAUAAUAUACCAGGUUAUGUGAUUUAUUGCAAUAUCUCUUUAGCUGGAAAAAAAAUAUAUUUUUUAUAGUAUUUUAUGCUAUUUAAAUAAAAUGACUUCCGAAAAAAGUGAUUCCAAGGCAUGGUAUGAUAAUGAUGAUGAUGAUGUUGAUGUUGAUGAAAAAGCAGAAUCAAACGUUAAGAUUGAAAGUUGCGAUAUAGAUUCUAUCAAAAUAGAAUCUAGUAUUAAGAAUGAAAGCUGCGAUAUAGAUUCAGUCAAAACAGAAAACGAUGAUUUUUUAUUAAACCCUGAUUCUAUUAUAUCUGAAAAUAUUGAUGUUACACGUAAGAGAAUCCGAAAUACGAGUCCAGAUUCCAAAACAACACGACUUUUACGUGACCGAAAAAACAGCGAAAAUAGUGAAUCUAAUUCUAGCACAUCAUCUGACCACAAAAAAAAGAAAAUAGAGUAUGAAACAGAACCCAGCAUUCUAGCACGCCGACAAAAAGAAAUUGAUUAUGGAAAAAACACCAUUGGCUAUGAUAGAUAUUUACAAAUGGUUCCAAAAAAUGAAAGAACAAAGGAGCAUCCUAAGACUCCGCCAAAACAUGCCAAGUACAGCAGAAGAGCUUGGGAUGGUAUGGUAAGGCUUUGGCGAAAACAACUUCAUCAAUGGGAUCCAUCUGGCGAAACAAAUGAGAAUUCUGAAGAUUCAUCCUAAUUUGAAGUUUAUUUUUUACUUUAAACAAUUUGAUCUAAGCCAUAUACGAAGAGUUAAUCUUUUGAUAUCCAUAAUGUAAAUUAUUUCGUCUUCUGAUUUAAUUUAUACUAAUAAAUCAAAAUAUUUUGGAUCUAAGAAAA
Molecule: messenger RNA, 1038 nt
Organism: Cotesia glomerata
Lineage: Eukaryota; Metazoa; Arthropoda; Insecta; Hymenoptera; Braconidae
Gene: Slbp
Product: histone RNA hairpin-binding protein
Exons: 2
Coding region: 290-898 (202 amino acids)
Biological process (GO): mRNA 3'-end processing by stem-loop binding and cleavage; mRNA transport
Cellular component (GO): cytoplasm; histone pre-mRNA 3'end processing complex
Molecular function (GO): histone pre-mRNA stem-loop binding; mRNA binding
Source: RefSeq, a predicted model, not a curated record